GUGUUCCAACCUCGUUCACCAUCUUUAAGAUAAUUGCAACCUAAUCAUGUCAUAUCAAGAUUUGGAAGUGCGUGUGGAGGGAGGCAUUGGUACAAUUACAUUGUCUAGGGAGGAGAAAUUCAACAGUUUCAGGCAAGGAACUUACUCAGCAUUGCAGCAAGCAUUGCAAGACUUGGCGGAGCGAGAUGAUGUCAGUAUAACGGUGCUGACUGGAAAGGGCAAGUUCUUCAGUAGUGGUGCAGACUUCACAGAGGAAAGGGAAGCUCCAAAAUCCAAACAUGAAGCUUGGGUCAAGUUUAGAACUGUCCUCGAAUUUGCUACCGCGGCAGUCACACGGGCGGUAAUUGACCACCCAAAGCCAUUGGUAGUGCUGUUGAAUGGGCCGGUGAUUGGAUAUCCCGCUGGCGUCAUUGCGAAUGCGGAUAUCAUCUAUGCUGCCGAGUCUGCAUACCUUUCUUGCCCAUUCUCCUCCCUUGGACUUUGCGCGGAAGGAAACUCAUCGUUGGCGUUCGUGCAAAGAAUGGGGCUGGGCCCGGCGCAGGAAGCACUGCUGUUUGGCAAACGCUUCACUGCACGGGAGCUAGAGAAAGUCGGGUUUGUCAACCGAGUGUUCAGCAAUGAGGAGUUCGCUUCCGAAACGACUAAAUUACUACAAGGAGCAGUGAAGACAUGCCACCCAACUUCCAUGCUAGUGACAAAACGGCUCAUUCGAUCUGCUUUCAAGGACCAACAAUAUAAGACCCUCAUGCAUGAAACAGAUGCCCUUACAGAACGGUAUAUGUCUGGUGACCCCGCGAUAGCAUUCAAGAAGCUGAUGGAGCGUAAUGCUGCUAAAUCUCGUGGUAGCAAGCUCUAAUUUCGGUAUUGAGCAGUACCUCCCUUAGCGCUGUAAAGCUAUAAAUAAACUCAUUCAGUUUUGACUUCCAAAAUGCGUAAGAAUUGUUUCAAAAUCAUCUCAAUUUACAUAUGUACAAAAGAAGGCCAUGCUCAAUUUUCUGCAUAAUAAUUGCUCAAGUCGCCAAUGUUCUCCACAUCGCUAAAGACAAAA
Spizellomyces punctatus DAOM BR117 is the source of this 1048-nucleotide messenger RNA. RefSeq lists its product as uncharacterized. Gene Ontology annotation, biological process: fatty acid beta-oxidation. Bases 47 to 856 code for a protein of 269 amino acids. The record is from RefSeq and is a predicted model, not a curated record. NCBI's taxonomy places the organism in Eukaryota, Fungi, Chytridiomycota, Chytridiomycetes, Spizellomycetales, Spizellomycetaceae. The transcript is spliced from 8 exons. Gene Ontology annotation, cellular component: peroxisomal matrix.